Messenger RNA from Kockovaella imperatae, 1247 nucleotides. RefSeq names its product Clavaminate synthase-like protein. Bases 89 to 1198 code for a protein of 369 amino acids. The transcript has 10 exons. The record is from RefSeq and is a predicted model, not a curated record. Lineage: Eukaryota; Fungi; Basidiomycota; Tremellomycetes; Tremellales; Cuniculitremaceae.
UGUAAAGUAUCGAUAUUUACAUACAACUCGCCGCUACAACGAAGCUACCCUCCUGUCCCCUGAACGAUUCCAUUAGGAAGCCGUUAUCAUGUCGAUUGAACCUGUUCGUAUCUCCUAUCAGAUUCUACGAAGCAGUCCGCAUACCGCUGCAGAAGACAUUCAACAAGCGUUCGGGUCCGAUGAAGGUUGCCUCGGCAUUAUCUUGGUUGACGAUCUGCCUGAACAAUUCACAGCUUUACGUGAGAAGCUGUUUCGCCUCGCUCAGGUAUUUGCAACGGCUUCGGAGGACGUCCGCGAAUCACUCGUUAGGCCAGAGACAUCGUAUUCUUUUGGAUGGAGUCAUGGGAAGGAGGUGAUGAACGGGCGCCCCGAUACCCAAAAGGGGUCAUACUACGCCAAUCCUAUGCUGGACGUGCCCAAUGUGAGCGACGCUCAAAGGCAGGCUCAUCCAGAGUAUUAUGCGGGCAACGUCUGGCCUAGAGACGUACCUGGUUUAGAAGACUUUGAAAAGACCUUCAAAGCACUCGGAGCAUUGAUCUUCGAAGUUGGAUGUGCUCUCGCAACGGCUUGUGAAAGCUUUGUGGCGUCGAACGUUGCUUCAGGUAGCAAGAGUACUGUCCAAUCGCUCAUUGCGAAUUCAAAGACCAACAAGGCUCGACUGCUACACUAUUUCCCCGAAACUGCUUCAUCAUCAUCAUCGUCAUCAACAACAUCAUCCGACUCUCCAUCCGAUGGUCAGAGGAUAGCUAAUGAUGCACUUUGCGGAACUCAUGUGGACCAUUCGCUCCUCACUGGGCUGUGCUCUGCGAUGUAUCUGUCGACAGAGACGGGUUCCCCUCAGAUCGUGUCUGCGCCAACUCCGACUGCAGGUCUCUGGAUAUAUCCUAGACACCGAACGGGCACUCCGAGGCCCGAUCCUGUCAAAGUGGCUAUACCACAGCAUUGUUUAGCAUUUCAAACAGGCGAAGCCUUGGAAAUCCUGACUUCCCAUAGGCUAGCCGCUACGCCUCAUUUCGUCAGCGGUUCUUCGGGAGGUUCACCACAGGCUCAGUACAUCUCCAGAGAGACUUUCGCCUUUUUCUUGCAGCCUGAUGUAGAUGACGUGAUAGGACCGGAUGGCGAGACCUUUGGUGCUUUCACCAAACGGGUGCUGGGACGACAUUAUCAAGAUCAAGCAUUCAAAGAAGCGGAAGAUUGAAGAGGCAAUAGACAAAUGCAGUGUUGCAUGCAGAUGCGAUGACAGAUGA